AUGCGUCUCAUAAACACACAGACCCUUGAUUUAGAGGAAUUCUUCGACAUCUAUGUCCCCGAAUAUGCCAUUCUCUCCCAUACGUGGGCCGAUGGCGAAAUCUCCCUCCAAGAAUGGGAUGAUCGCAAGAAUCGACGCUUCAAGCCCGGCUAUCAGAAGAUCGUCUGGACCUGCGAAGAGGCCACCAGAGACAAUCUACAAUAUGUCUGGGUCGAUACCAACUGCAUCGAUAAGACCAGCUCGGCAGAGCUUUCUGAGGCCAUCAACUCCAUGUUCAAAUGGUACCGCCGAGCGCGCAUGUGCUAUGCGUAUCUUGAGGAUGUACCGCAUAUGAGUGUCGCAGAAUGUGAAGAACAGGGCAGCGCUUUUCGAGCAGCAAAGUGGUUUACAAGAGGCUGGACUCUGCAAGAACUCAUCGCGCCACCAGAAGUCAAGUUCUUCUCGCAGGAUUGGCAAUCUAUUGGGACGAAGGCCGACCUGGCGCUAUGCAUCUCUGAAAUCACUGGCAUCGCAUGGACAUGCCUGCUAAAGCCUAAAUUCUCCAAAUCCAAUCCCCUUCGGGGAUACAGCGUCGCUCAGCGUCUUUCAUGGGCUUCUCGCAGAUCAACUACUCGUAUUGAAGACCAAGCCUAUUCUUUAAUAGGCCUCUUUGACAUUACGAUGCCGCUCUUAUACGGGGAAGGCCACGAGGCAUUUACGCGAUUCCUGGGUGAAAUUAUCGGCAAAUAUCCCGAUCACAGUUUCUUCGCCUCACAGCUUCGAUAUGUCGACUUUCUUCCACGAUCGCCAAAGGAAUUUUGUGACUCUCGCAAUGUGGUCAUUGGCAACUCGCCACAGCUGCAGAAACAUUAUACGCCUGUGUCUCACUCAUAUCCAUUUCAGUUAACAAAUACGGGACUGCAAAUAACAUUGCCUAUUGUACCUACUCUGGUGCCGCAUUUCGUGUUUGGUGUUUUAGACUGCUGGGAGUAUGACAUGGAUAGUACCCAGGCUACUCGUUCGGUGUCCCGCAUAUGGAUUCCUCUACUGCAGAAGGACCAUCCAGGCCUCAGGCACUAUUCACGAUUGCUAUGGCCACAGGUCUUUUGUCCGGUUAAACUCAUCCGCAAGCAUAGAUUCAUGCAAGUUACGCAAGUCGAAGAUGGAGAGCAAGGAGGGCAAACAACGGCCACUGAGACAGCUUCAAUACUUGACGUUGUCCAACAUGUUGACAUUGCGUCCAUGGACAUACACAAGAGUAUAUUGAUCAAGAAUCCUUAUGCAACUACAGUAGAUGCUCCUCGCUGGCAGCCCCGUUUAGCCGGUAGCCCAUUUUUGGUGUGCUUCCCGCGAGGCACAGGGGACUAUCGUCUUUUGGGCAUAUAUCCCACCGAGAACAAGGUACAGGAGGCAUCUUGGUCUGCCCAUAAACCACCAUUGCUACCUCUUAUAAUGCCACGGAAGAUAUCACGAAUAAGGAACGCAGACACUGAGAGUGACGGCAGCGAAGCACCAAACGGCGACGACAUACAGACCGGGGUAUACGGUGUGGUUGUUGUCUUUAAGAAGAGAGGAUGUAAACCCGCCAAAUGUACAGCAGUAUACCUAGCCAAUAUACCACAGACGACAGAUGGCUGCACUACAUUCCGACCAAGUUGCAAAAUCAUCCACGGCUGGACCUCUUCGCAGAAGAAAGACUUGUGUGAAGAUGACUUUGAAGACAUGACCGACAUCGACGCAAAGGACAACGUCUUCGUGGCCGCGCAAAAGUUCCCAUGUCCUUCGAAAAACAGUACAGAAGGGUUGGAGCCACGGUUCUUGGGCUUGGUUCAAGUUGUCUUCGAUAAAGCUGAUAUGAUGGAUGAAGUAAGCUUGUCAUCGAGUGGGGGGAUGAGGGCAGCGGAAGGGAUUUUGCAGUACUUCGGUGUCGAGGAUUCGGAUGAAGAAACUGGUAGUAUGAGCACAAACACGAGAGCAAGCCUCCCAAUAUGA
Trichoderma aggressivum f. europaeum is the source of this 1971-nucleotide messenger RNA. RefSeq lists its product as uncharacterized. The transcript has a single exon. The record is from RefSeq and is a predicted model, not a curated record. Lineage: Eukaryota; Fungi; Ascomycota; Sordariomycetes; Hypocreales; Hypocreaceae. The coding region runs from base 1 to 1971 and encodes 656 amino acids.